AUGGUGACGACCUGUACCUACAAUGCACGUACACUUGCAUCCGAGUCCUCGAUAGAAGAUUUGCUCAUGGAAGCAAGAAGUAUAAAGUACGACGUCAUCGGCAUGGCCGAGACGAGAAGAUGCCAGCCUUUCAACGCCGUCUAUGACACCGGAGAAGAAUUGUUCCUCGGAACAUGCGACAGUAAAGGAGUCGGCGGCGUCGGCGUUCUCGUCAACACGAGUUUGUCCACGAGCAUCGAUCCAUUCGAACAACUUACAACCCGAAUCGAACGUUUACGAUUAAGAAGACGUGGAUCAAUUCCGGCCUUGACAAGCUUCGUCGUUUACGCGCCGACGUCAAGCUAUGACGAAGAAGAAGUCGAAGCGUUCUAUAUGGACUUGGAGAAGUUCUACAGAGAAGACAACACAUUUUUCAAGAUUGACGCAUGUUUUGAACAACUGCGAUUGCAUCUGGAAGGCACGGAACUUUCGGCAAAAGGACAGAAGUCACUUCUCAUCGAAAUAAUAGAUAUUGAGAGCCUUGUUGAGAAUGUUUUUGCAUCCGUCGAGGAAAUUAGACGAACGACAUUAAGUGCCGGAGGGCGUGGAGAGGAGGAGCACCUAGCUCUGAUGUCCUACUAG
This is a messenger RNA of Angiostrongylus costaricensis, 621 nucleotides long. Lineage: Eukaryota; Metazoa; Nematoda; Chromadorea; Rhabditida; Metastrongylidae. The record is from the annotation of a GenBank genome assembly.